UGGGAUUCCUUUGGAUUGUUUUGAGCCCUGCACAGUACUGGUCAGCAGACAAAUAUGGCUGACACUGAAGAGUCUUCAUCUACUAAAGAAAACGUUAAGUUUGAAUUUGUGGAGCCUAAACGGAAAAUUCUACAACCAGCAGACCUCCGGCGAUGGCAAAUGUCCCAGGGAUACCAUGACCUUUUGGGAAUGAUAACCUUAUUUGGAGAGGCGGUAAAAGGCAAAAAACUCUCAGACGAAAAGCAACCUUCUGAGGCAUGCCAGAAAGUUUUGGACAUUCUUGAAUGCUUGAAUAAAUGGAUAGAUGAAAUUCCUCCCACAGAUCAACCACAGAGGUUUGGAAACAAGGCAUAUCGUGACUGGUUUGACAGAAUGGCUGAGAAUGUAAAAUCAAUGAUUGAUGGAAUUCUUCCUGUUGAUCUACAAGGAGCAUCAAUUGAGUUGGAGGCAUAUCUUAAAGAUAGUUUUGGAAAUCGAACUAGGAUAGAUUAUGGGACAGGUCAUGAAUUAGCAUUUGCUUUUUUUCUUUGCUGCCUAUUCAAACUUCGAGUGUUUACAGACYUUGACAAAGAAGUUGUUGUCUUAAAGAUUUUUUUCAGAUAUUUGCAGUUAAUGCAGUUAUUACAGACCACAUAUAGAAUGGAGCCAGCUGGCAGUCAUGGAGUUUGGGGUUUGGAUGACUAUCAAUUUAUCCCUUUCAUAUGGGGAAGUGCUCAACUUAUUGGUCACCCAGACAUCAGUCCAAUGUCAUUUUUAAAUCAAGAUAUAAUCAACACUUAUCACAAAGAUUAUAUGUUUAUUGAUUGUAUAAGAUUCAUAAACACAGUAAAAACAGGACCAUUUGCAGAGCACUCAAAUACUCUGUGGGGGAUUAGCAAUGUUCCCAAUUGGACAAAAGUCAACAAAGGCCUCAUAAAGAUGUAUGAAAAAGAGGUCCUGGCAAAGUUUCCUAUAGUCCAACAUGUUGUUUUUGGUAACCUUAUAUCAGUAGAGCCAGUCGCUCGCUUUAAAAAGCCACUUUAGAAGUURAAAAUAUAAUUUAUUAUGUUGAUAUCUAUAUAAAACUCCUGAAAGAUACAAUGUGCACACAGGCAUGGGUCAGUGUGUAGGGCUGUGUAUAGAGGGUAGUUCUAGCCAGAACCCCUCUUCCUUUACAAAUCAAGUCUUUGAAAUAGACUUAUUAGCCAAAUCAAAAGGCCAGCAUCCAAUAGUCCAACAGUCCAUUUUUACUUGGUAGUUGUUCUCUCUCCUCAUGGCAAACCAAUCAAAAUAAUAAGAUAACAGCCUCUUUUUUCAAGAUAUAUACUGUAAGUUAAAAGUAUGUUUUAUUAGAAAAGAAUCUGCUCUUGAAAAGAAAAACUAAACUCAGUACAGUCUGUCAUAGUAAUCAAGAUCAAAUGCAUAAUUUCAAAGUGUAAAAUAAUUCUAUAAUACAAAGUAAAUUAUCAUUGAUAUGUGUGCUAUACGAAUACAACACAUUAGGUAAUAAGUAUUAUAACCAUUGUCAGACAUGUUUUGACAUAACAUCCACCAUCACAGGGCAGAUGUUAUGAUGAAACAUGUUUAACAAUAAAUAACCUUUGAAUUUUUUUUUUUUUUUUUUUUUUUUUUUUUGUAUGUUUAAUUUUCUAUGUGUUUGUUUUGUCAUUUUCUGUGUUGAAUACAGCUUGACAUCCAGUAAAAACCAAGUGGGAGAAAUAAUACCAGAUGCUCUUUGUGGUAUGUUGACCACCCAUCCACCUUGGUUUCCUGCUAACAGUCUUUAGCAUCUGUUAAUAAUUUUGUAAGAAAUAUCUUUGAUCAGCUCUUGACGGUUUUCUGGUACAAUUUUCUCCAGAUAGUUUUCCUCCUUGCUAAGAAUUUACAUUUUAGCAGGUUCGUUUUKGGGUGGGAAAAGUUGUUGAAUACCUUUCAUAUUUCUUGGCAUGUUGUAUAAUAGGUUCAAAGUUUCUACAUUGUAGCAUAUAUAUUAUAAAAAUGCCAGCAAUUCUUAAGUGUGGUAAGCCAAAUAAGGCGUUAYGGUAUGUGAGUUUGCCCUGCUAUCAAAAGACUAUGACGUCAAACAGCAYAUCUCGUAAGUUUCCGUUUUGUUUUGUCGACAAAUCCGUUGGUAUCGUACAAUUUCCUGACUCACCUAGUGAUCAAUACAAAGACAURUUGUAGUAUUUUGAACUUUUUAUUUGUUGAUAAUCAUAUACAUUUAGAAUUUUUUGAAAUAUUACUUUCACUAAAGUAUUUACAAGCUUUCGGGAUAUAAACGUUUCGACCAUGGUAUCAAAAUUUCACAAAACUUUACGAAACAAGAUUCUUUUUUUUAUAAAAUAUACAAUCUCUUUCAAAUAUCCUUUUUGUUCGCUUGUUGAAGUUGGGCUUUUGUCGU
This is a messenger RNA of Exaiptasia diaphana, 2380 nucleotides long. RefSeq names its product serine/threonine-protein phosphatase 2A activator. Gene Ontology annotation, biological process: mitotic spindle organization. The transcript has 11 exons. Gene Ontology annotation, cellular component: nucleus; cytoplasm; protein phosphatase type 2A complex. NCBI's taxonomy places the organism in Eukaryota, Metazoa, Cnidaria, Anthozoa, Actiniaria, Aiptasiidae. Gene Ontology annotation, molecular function: peptidyl-prolyl cis-trans isomerase activity; protein tyrosine phosphatase activator activity. Bases 55 to 1023 code for a protein of 322 amino acids. The record is from RefSeq and is a predicted model, not a curated record.